UAUCUCCCACCCUCGAUGGCAUAACCAUUAUAAUUAGCCGCCUACGAAUAUUACGGGGGCUCCAGCUUCACCGCAGUGUCACCAAAUCUGCCUCGAAUGAUCAGAUUAUUUCACAAUAAAAAUCGUUACAAGUGGCACAACGGGAGAGUGCCUUUCAGGCAGUAAUUGGUGAAGUUUUUUCGAGAAUAACAAGUGUCGUGACAGUUUGAUACCGAGAGUUUGAGGAAUAUGGUUAUAUUUAGUGCAUGACGUCUAGUCUUCCUGAGACGUUACGGGUCCACCCCCUCUGCCGCAGUAAUAAUCUCUAUUUGAAGCAGUUAAUUGUUUAAAAAACAAGUUGAAGUUUUUAAGGAGAAAAAAUGGAGGAUAUAUUCCAGUGGUGUCGUGAAGGAAACGCUAUGCAGGUUCGGGUUUGGCUCGAUGAUACUGAACAUGACAUGAAUCAAGGGGAUGAUCAUGGAUUUAGUCCGCUUCAUUGGUGCGCCAAAGAGGGCCACUCAAAACUGGCGGAGUUGCUGGUGAGCAGAGGUGCGAGGAUAAAUGCAACAAACCGAGGUGAUGACACUCCUCUUCAUCUAGCCGCUGCCCACGGCAACCGGGAAAUAGUGCAAUUGCUUCUGCGCAACAGAGCGGACGUCAAUGUUACGAAUGAACACGGUAACACAGCUCUGCACUAUGCUUGCUUCUGGGGGGACCAAGCAGUCGCGGAGGACCUGGUUGCAGCCGGUGCACUUGUUUCAAUUGCCAAUAAAGACGGGGACACCCCCUUGGACAAAGCCAGAGGGCCCCUAGCCAAACGUCUUCAUGAUUUGGCGGUGGAGUUCGGCCAAGAUCUGAAGAAGAUUCAAUUCAAAGAUCAAAGUUGGCUGGGAUUAAAGACCAGAAGUCGUGAUGCAACUCUAUCCAGACACAAGGGGAUAAAUAUGGCUGAACUAUCACUACACACACACUUGGCAAGCACCCCAAGCGGCGAGACUUGGCGUGGACGCUGGCAAAACAACGACAUUGUCGCUAAAAUUCUCAAUCUGAGAGAGUGCACAGCUCGCAUAUCGCGUGAUUUCAAUGAAGAAUUUCCAAAGCUGAGAAUCUUUUCCCACCCCAAUGUUCUUCCUGUCCUGGGCUGCGUUAAUCAGCCACCGCAGCUGGUCACAGUGUCUCAGUACAUGGCAAGGGGCAGCCUGCAUCGUCUCCUGCACGGUGGUACCGGUGUUGUUGUUGAUACAGCACGUGCGCUACGACUAGCACUCGAUGUUGCCCGAGCCAUGGCUUUCCUGCACGGUCUCGAGAGGCAGAACAGAUGUAGAUUCCACUUAAACAGCAAACACGUUAUGAUCGACGAGGACCUCACAGCUCGUGUCAACAUGGCAGAUUCAAAAUUUUCAUUCCAAGAAGUUGGGCGAAUUUAUGAACCAGCAUGGAUGUCACCGGAGGCACUCAGUAAACGAUCCUCUGACAUAAAUUUGGAGGCAAGCGACAUGUGGAGCUUUGCCGUUCUAUUGUGGGAACUGGCAACUCGCGAGGUACCAUUCGCCGAUCUCUCGCCUAUGGAGUGUGGGAUGAAGAUUGCUCUGGAGGAUCUACGAGUGGAAAUACCUCGUGGAAUUUCACCUCACCUCGCUAAACUCAUUCGCAUUUGCAUGAAUGAGGAUCCAGGUAAACGUCCCUCUUUCGACAUGGUCGUACCAAUUUUGGAUAAAAUGAAGCGUUAAUUAUGAUCAAUUGUAUUGAUUUAAAAACGCACAACUUCAAUGGUGUUCAAUAAAUCUAACUCUCGAACUAAUAUAGAUUAAGAAUGUAUGGAGGAAGUUGUAGAAUAACAUAGGACUGAUUUUUACGAUUCCCGAAAAUCACUGGUGCUCUCCCCAUUCUUUUUUAUCACUAUUUCAAAUGAAGAAAUAAUUCAUGUUAUAUUUUUUAUACAAUAUUCUCUCUCGAAACUGACCAGAACAGAAAAAAGUCCAGCAAUGAUUGUGCCUUAAUAUAAUCCAAUUGAUCAUAACCAGAUCAAUGAAACAAAGUAAUUAAAUGAUAACCAAUUGUUGGUAAUUGAUAAAUAUAUUUAUACCAAAAAUUUGGUCUUUCUGAAAACAAGAUAAUUAGAGACAUAUACACGUUUAAUUAAUUAACGAAAAUAUUUUUUAAUACAUCAUGAUGGUGUUUCAUGACAAUGACUGACAAAUCACUGUCAUUUUUAUACAUGUUAUAUGUUGGAGGUCGUCUAAAAAUAAAUCCUCAAAUGUGUCUAAAUUUUCUUCUUUCAUAUUUCACGUGGAAAGUUCCUUUUCCCCGGUUUGAUUAAACAAAAUCAUCGAUCGAUAACCAAUUAUUCGUACUUGAGGAAUAUUUUUAUAUAAAAAAUGUGGCAUUUCUGAAAAGAAGAUGUUUAGAAUCAUAGAUACUUUUAUUUAUUUAAAGAGAAUAGUUUUGAUGACGGUAGAUAAUGUUAUUGUGACAAUGACUGGCAAUCACUGUCAAUUUUAUACAUGUUAUAUGGAAAAUCAUCUGGAAAUAAAUCCUCAAAUAUGUCUA
Messenger RNA from Diachasma alloeum, 2529 nucleotides. RefSeq names its product integrin-linked protein kinase homolog pat-4 (gene Ilk). The transcript is spliced from 7 exons. The coding region runs from base 360 to 1709 and encodes 449 amino acids. Gene Ontology annotation, molecular function: protein binding; protein kinase activity; ATP binding. NCBI's taxonomy places the organism in Eukaryota, Metazoa, Arthropoda, Insecta, Hymenoptera, Braconidae. The record is from RefSeq and is a predicted model, not a curated record. Gene Ontology annotation, biological process: integrin-mediated signaling pathway; cell-matrix adhesion; protein phosphorylation. Gene Ontology annotation, cellular component: stress fiber; focal adhesion.